Emys orbicularis (European pond turtle) is the source of this 752-nucleotide messenger RNA. RefSeq names its product phosphopantothenoylcysteine synthetase (gene PPCS). The record is from RefSeq and is a predicted model, not a curated record. Lineage: Eukaryota; Metazoa; Chordata; Testudines; Emydidae. Gene Ontology annotation, molecular function: phosphopantothenate--cysteine ligase activity. The transcript has 3 exons. Gene Ontology annotation, cellular component: nucleus; cytoplasm. Gene Ontology annotation, biological process: coenzyme A biosynthetic process. Bases 93 to 545 code for a protein of 150 amino acids.
CGCUCCUGUCGCUCGAGUUCACCAGCCUCACCGAGUACUUGGCGCUGCUGCGGGCUGCCGCCAGGGCCCUGGCGCCCUUCGGCUCCAGUGUGAUGUUCUACCUGGCAGCAGCCGUGUCAGAUUUCUACAUCCCAGCAUCAGAGAUGCCUGAGCACAAGAUCCAGUCCUCUGAGGGUCCCCUACAGAUCACGAUGAAGAUGGUGCCAAAAAUGCUGUCUCCUCUAGUCAAAGAAUGGGCUCCUGAAGCAUUUGUUAUUUCCUUUAAGUUGGAAACUGAUCCCUCCAUCUUAAUUGAUAAAUCACGGAAGGCUCUGGAGACAUAUCGUCAUCAGGUGGUGAUAGCAAAUGUCCUUGAUUCACGGAGAACGUCUGUUCUUCUUGUAACCAAAGACUCGGAAACUAAAUUAUCACUUUCUAAUGAAGAAAUAGCACAAGGCAUGGAAAUAGAGGAGAAGAUAGUGAGCCAUCUUCAGUCUCAACACACUGCAUUUAUAGAUAAACAACACUCUGAAAGGAAAGGACCAGCUUGUUCUAGCUCUGAAUGAUCAGAAACAAAUUGAACUUUGUGAGGGUGUGAGUGGAACUGGAGGAAAUCUCAUUGCAGUAAAUGGAGGAAAACACUAUCUGAGGCAUUGUGUAUGAGGUAAAAAGUGUGAACAUCCAACAUAGACUUCAUAAGUUAUUUGCUGCUUAUGUAAAAAAAAACCAAAAACACUGAAAUGAAAACAUUCCCCUAAGGAUGGUGUUGUGCG